GGAAAUGCGUGUCAUCGGCAUCGAGGAGGAGGUCGGACAGAGCCCGUGAGAUCUCGGCGAUAUUUCCCCACACAAACCGCGAAAAUGGCGAGUGUUUCCUACCACAUCGCCAAUCUUCUGGAGAAGAUGACCAGCACAGACAAAGAUUAUCGUUUUAUGGCCACAAAUGAUUUGAUGACAGAAUUACAAAAAGAUUCAAUCAAGUUAGAUGAUGACUCCGAGCGCAAAGUUGUCAGAAUGUUGCUCAGGUUAUUGGAGGAUAAGAACGGGGAGGUGCAGAACCUGGCUGUCAAGUGUUUGGGGCCAUUGGUAAACAAAGUGAAAGAGUUCCAUGUGUAUUCUAUCGUGGAGUCAUUGUGCGACCACAUGGUGAGCGAACGGGAGCAGCUACGAGACAUGUCCUCAUUGGCCCUUAAGACUGUCAUAAAUGAACUUCCGGCAUCAUCGACAGCGCUAGUGGCCAACAUCUGCAAGAGAGUUACCGACAGAUUAUCAGAGGCUAUUGUCAGGCAAGAAGAUGUAAGUGUCCAACUGGAGGCUCUAGACAUCUUGGGCGACCUUCUAGCGCGCUUCGGCUCUCUUCUUAUCUCCUUCCAUCCUAAUAUAUUAGAUGCGCUGCUACCACAGCUGGCUUCGCCCCGUCUCGCCGUCAGAAAGCGUACAAUAGUUGCCCUUAGUCACCUGGUGGUGUCAUGUUCGCCGCAGAUAUAUGCAAGACUUAUGGAUUUUUUGAUUGAUGAACUAGCUAAGAACUCGUCAAUGUCUACCACGAGAACGUAUAUCCAGUGUAUCGCGGCAAUUAGUCGGCAGGCAGGUCACAGGUUUGGAGAGUACUUGGAGCGCGUGAUGCCGCUGAUUGUUCAGUAUGUUGCGGUGGAUGAUGAUGAACUGCGCGAGUAUUGCAUUUCUGCGUGCGAAGCCUUCACACUCCGCUGCCCUAAGGAAAUCACUCAUCAUCUACCUACAAUAGUUGAAAUGUGCCUCAAGUAUAUUACACACGACCCCAACUACAAUUACGACGACUACGAAGAUGACGAAGGUCAGAUGGACAUGGACGAAGACGACGAUGGCGAGGAGGAUGAUGAAUAUUCUGACGACGACGACAUGUCGUGGAAGGUACGUCGCUCAUCAGCAAAGUGCUUGGAAGCCGUAAUCUCAACCAGACACGAGAUGCUGAUUGAAUUUUACAAGACAGUGUCUCCUCAGCUCAUUACCAGGUUUAAAGAGCGAGAAGAAAAUGUGAAGGUGGACAUCUUCCAUGCGUAUAUGGCUCUCUUGCGUCAGACUCGGCCAUCCCUCAGCCUCAGCCUUGACCCAGAUGCCAUGGAGCAGGAAGAAGGUACCAUCUCCAUGCUAAAGCAACAGGUGCCAGCUUUGGUGAAGUCUGUUCACAGACAAAUGAGAGAGAAGAGCAUCAAGACCCGUCAGGGAUGUUUUGCGCUGCUGACAGAGUUGGUACAAGUGUAUCCUGGAGCUCUGACUCAUCACAUACCUGUGCUUAUUCCUGGCAUUCAGUUCUCACUUGGUGAUAAGAACAGCAGCAGUAAUAUGAAGAUCGACACGUUGGCCUUCGUGCAUUGCUUGUUAAUACACCACAGUGGGGAAGUGUUUCAUCCUCACAUUGGUGAGCUACUGCCUCCGGUGGUGACGUGCGUAGCCGAUCCAUUUUACAAGAUCACAGCCGAGGCGCUACUUGUGCUGCAGCAGAUUGUCAAGGUCAUCAGACCUCUAGAUUUGGCGUCGUCGUUUGACUUCACUCCGUACACGGGUGACCUGUAUCAUUGCACGUUAGCAAGAUUACGGGCCGCGGAUCUGGACCAGGAAGUGAAGGAACGCGCCAUUGCUUGCAUGGGACAGAUCAUCUCGCACCUUGGUGACCACUUACAGGGUGAACUUGGGACUUGUCUACCUAUCUUCUUGGACCGAUUACGGAACGAGAUCACUCGCCUCACUACAGUUAAGGCCCUGACCAAGGUGGCAGCUUCUCCUCUCCGUAUUGACCUGAGGCCAAUCCUUGGUGAUGCUCUGCCAGUAUUAGCCUCAUUCUUACGCAAGAAUCAGAGGGCAUUAAAGUUAGCAACGUUGACGCUCCUAGAUACGCUAGUCACUAAUUAUUCCUCGUCUCUCAGUCCGCAGAUGCUUGACAAGGUGCUGGUCGAGUUGCCGCCGUUAAUCAACGAAUCCGACCUUCACAUCGCUCAACUAUGCCUCACUCUCCUUACAUCAACGGCCAAGCUACACAAAUCCUCUCUAGCAAAUUUCCUGCAGCUCAUAAUGCCUGAUGUCAUGGCUCUUGUCAGAUCCCCACUUCUACAAGGUGGAGCAUUGAAAGCUAUGCAAGAUCUCUUUGAAGCGGUAGUGUGUGCGGGUGUUCAGGGUCUCGGCUACCAGGACAUCCUCAACCACCUCCUUGCACCUCUCGUCUCCCCUCAGGCUGCAAAUAUUCACAAGCAGGCAUACCACUCAAUGGCUAAGUGUGUGGCAGCUCUUACCCUCACGCACACUAGUGAAGCAGUCGGUGUCGUCGACAGAUUCCUGAUGGACGUCACGAAUCCUCGGUCGCCGACAGUCCAGUCCUUCUCUCUUCUUGCCAUUGGAGAAAUUGGAAAACAUAUUGACCUCAGCAGUAUCCCCCAGCUGAAAGAUGCAGUUGUUGCAUCGUUCAGCUCUCCCUCUGAGGAAGUUAAAUCCGCAGCUUCUUACGCCCUCGGUCACUUGAGUUGUGGGAACUUACAGGAAUACCUGCCAUUUGUCUUAUCAGAAAUAGAAGCUAAUCCUAAAAGGCAAUAUCUUCUCUUGCAUUCAUUAAAAGAGAUCAUUAGCCUACAAAGCAAGAGUGUGGAAGGUGUCAAGGUUCUUCAGGGUUUUGUGAGCGACAUCUGGACGCAGCUCUUCCGGCACACAGAAUGCGUCGAGGAGGGAACUCGUAAUGUCGUAGCUGAAUGUUUAGGCAAAUUAACUCUCAUAAACCCAUCUGCUCUUCUUCCUAAGUUGCAAGAAUCGUUAAAAACAGACUCACCAAUGAUGAGAACCACAAUUGUUACCGCCAUCAAAUUUACCAUAUCAGAUCAGCCCACAGCUAUUGAUGGCCUCCUCCGACACUGUAUUGGAGACUUUUUGUCGACGCUUCAAGAUCCCGAUCUCAAUGUUCGCCGUGUAGCUCUUGUUGCCUUUAACUCGGCAGCCCACAAUAAACCCUCUCUCGUUCGUGACCUCCUCGACACUAUUCUUCCACAACUUUACAAUGAAACUAAAGUUCGGAAAGAGUUGAUACGUGAAGUAGAAAUGGGUCCGUUUAAACACACUGUUGAUGACGGAUUAGAUAUUCGUAAGGCUGCAUUUGAAUGCAUGUACACACUCCUCGAAACGUGUUUAGAUCGCGUCGAUAUUUAUGUAUUCUUGGAACACGUGGAAGGCGGUCUGCGGGACCACUACGACAUCAAGAUGCUCACCUACCUAAUGCUGACUCGGCUGGCUCACUUGUGUCCUCAGGCUGUCUUACAAAGACUUGAGAGAUUAGUUGAACCACUCCGCACAACUGUGACAACUAAGGUAAAAGCAAAUUCAGUUAAGCAGGAAUAUGAGAAGCAGGACGAGUUGAAGCGGUCGGCCAUGAGAGCCGUUGCGGCUCUCCUCACCAUCCCAGAUGCCGACAAAAAUCCCCAGUUGUCUGAAUUUGUUGCUCACAUCAAGUCUACUCCAGAACUACAAUCUCUCUUCGAGUCAAUCCAGCGGGAUGCCUGCCCUACACACGAUGCCAUGAUGGAUUUGAGUUGAAUGACGCUGUAACUUGUGUGAGGUGUUAAUGAUGCUGGGUCAGACUUUUAUUGAAUUUAAAUGUGCAUACAAGGUUACUCUUGAAUUUGAAAUAGAAUGAGAAACCGUAUGCAUGUUGUCAAAAUGGAUCCAGGUCGAGUGAAACUGUGCAUUUAUGCUGCAUGAUUUAUACAGUUGACAUGCAUAUGUUUCUCUUGUGUUGUCCAUGUUGGAUUCACAAUGAAUAAGGCAGAGUCAAGUUAUAUAAAUAAAUCUUUAUGACGCAUCUGUUUGCAGUUUGCUGAGCAGGUUGUUCUUGUGAUACAAUUACCUGAACUAAUUCAGCAGGAAUUAUUUUGUUAAAAGAUGAUUUGGUUGAAAAACUGUGAAGUCCCACAUUGUUGUUAUGGCCAUUUGGCAACUUCAGUAUUCACCACCUAUUGUCUUCAUUUGUUUGGAAAUCUUCCUGGUGAAUCCUUAGCUCUGGCCUAGAAGGAAAAAUGUAAAAACAAUGCAUUAAUGAAAAUAAAAAGUUAGUAGCAAGAAUUAGUUGACAAAUGUACAGUUGACAGCUUCAGUACUGAUAUGAACUCCUCUGUGUGAAAUAUUUACCUUUCGGGCCCUUUGGAGGUGAGCUUUCCUAGAUACCAUCUUGGAUGCAGGUUGGCUGAUGUACAGCAAAUUAAGCUAUAUAAAGCACCAAGAAGCCUGUGAUGAUCCCAGCUUGCUGUGUGCUAGAAUGUAUCUGUAGCCUUUUUAUUAAUCCUUAUUUUGUAUUCGUUUGCCUUGGUUUAUUGCCCGAAAUUACGAGAUUCAAUGAGGCAGCAAUGAUUCUAAUUUACUUAAAAAAUCGUUUCAGAUUAGGAAAUUUACUGAUGUGAACAUUUAAAGUGAACCAGUUCAAUAACAGUGGUUGAUACCUAAAAAUGGUGGGCAUUACUUGCAGUAAUGUUGACAAAUACUUGGAGCAUGAUAGUUACAACUCAGGUGUCACCUCCUGUGUUGGCUGCACUCAUCUCGCUCCCAAAUGCUAUCCUUAAACUUUAAACACACUGUAAAUCUAUUUCUGAUGACUGAAUUUUUUCCUUCCUGUUUUUUUUGUUUUGCAAAAGUUGACAUCUUAAUCCUCAAAAGUAUCUUGGACCUUAAUUUCCCAUCCAGUUUCUCUGUUUGAUGUUGGUAAUUGGUCUGUUUAUAUCUACAUUUAUUACUUGUAAUAUAGUAUGAACUUUC
Molecule: messenger RNA, 4989 nt
Organism: Procambarus clarkii (red swamp crayfish)
Lineage: Eukaryota; Metazoa; Arthropoda; Malacostraca; Decapoda; Cambaridae
Gene: Cand1
Product: Cullin-associated and neddylation-dissociated 1
Biological process (GO): protein ubiquitination; SCF complex assembly
Cellular component (GO): nucleus
Source: RefSeq, a predicted model, not a curated record